UACUGUGUGCUCAGUGUGUCUAUUCACACUCCUUCACAUUAGUUAAAGAAGUACAAGGCAGAUCGUACACCAGGAUGGACUUUGAUCCUUAAUCAGAGCAUCAGGAGUUGAUCUGAGAAGUGAGCUUUAAAGCCCCCGCCCCAGUUUUGUUAUACAAUAGCCCAAAUCAGGAGAGAGAGGGAUCCUAGACGCCUCUGCUGGUGGACACACAACACCCUCUGGAAGAGACUCACGCAGUUUGGAGGGAGGAUCUGCACAGCCAGCUCUGGAUACACUGCUUGCAGGGAAAGGGAUCUGACCCAGGACAACACACCAAAGGAAAAGAUCACAGCACUUCUCCCUGGACCUUGGAUUUACAAAGCACUGAGCCCACAUUAAGGAAGGGCUGCUGGGAAAUACAAUCCUAGAUAUUAGAGCUGCUGUUUAAUUAAAGAAGAUCCUGUGCCAAGAUGCCAAUCCUCAAGCAGUCAAGCUCACACACAAAGAAGCGAACCCGCAUUGAUCGAGAGAUGAUUAGCGCUCCUCUGGGAGACUUUAGACACACAAUGCAUGUCGGGAGAGGGGGAGAUGUGUUUGGAGACACCUCCUUUCUUAGCAACCAUGGCCCUUCCUCUGCCCCAGCUGUGGAAGCCCAGGCACCCAGCAAGAAUGGUCUCACAAAAACCAUUUCUAAGGAACACGAAGAAACCAAAAUGGCUGACUCUCUUAGUCAACUUUCACAGUCAUCUGGAAUAGGCUCUGGUGCGGGAAGUGUCUCUUCUAGUCCUGUUAAUAAUGUGCCAUCCAAAGAUGAUAGCAUGUGGAAUAAUAGCAACAGUGGUAGACAGCCUGAUCAGUUUGAUUGGCUCUCACCUGACAGUGACUGUGGGCUGAAGCAUGCCGAGUCAAUGCUGUCCUUCCAUCUUGACCUUGGUCCUUCCAUCAUGGAUGAAGUAUUGGGAGUUAUGGACAGAGAUGACCCCACCUCUGACUGGAAUAGCCCAGAUGACCAAUGCAAUUUUGGCUACAAGUUCUCCCCUGUCCAUGCUCCAGAUAACGAAAAACACAUAUCUUCUGCUGUGGAACCACAAGAAAUCCAUUGUAGUCAGUCCAGUACUCUUCCUGCUGUAAAUUCUGGUAUGGACUAUAAUACCAGCACCAUGUCUGAAAAACUGCAGGAAAACAGUUCGGCGUAUGAAGAGGACAGCGAAGAAGAAAAACGGUCUAUUUAUGAAGGUAUGGCAGAUAGUCCACAGCAGCAUGAACACAGUUUACGUAGAAAUCACCAUGUUGAGGUGGAAGAAGAGGAUGAAGAUGACGAUGAUGAAGAAGCGGGACAGGGAUACACAUUCGACGAGGACAUUGAUGAUGAAAUUGGAGUAUAGGAAUGAAAGAAGCCUUAUAAAACCUUUUUAUUUUUUGCUUUCUUGACUGUAAGACUACAGUGACCGCAUCAAGGUCAACAAUUGCAAUGGGAUCAAACUUUUUUAAGGAAAAUAAAGUAGAUACCAUUUUUUUCCUUUUACUUUGUUAAACAAGGGACAUGUAAGUACAGAAGCAACAGACUUUAUAUGGACUCCUCCUUCCCUUGAUAUUUUUGGCCCUAGUGUGGAUUUUAUUUUUGAGAGACAUCGACUCACUUAACUCACUUUUGUAAACUUAUUCUAGUUAAUGGUUUUGCCUUCUUUCCCAUCUCCCAGUGUUUGUUAUAAUAAAAAUGUAAUUUAUAGUAAUGUAAGAAGGCCACUGUUUAGGUAUGGUAUUUUUUUUUUUUUGCAUUUUGGAUUAUUCUAAAAGACUAUAAGGAACGUGAGAAAGGGAAACUAUUAUUUUUGUCAAAUUAUUAUUUUAUGAAGUCCCUGUGCAGUUUUAUUGUUGUAUUAAAGUGCUAUAUUGUACUACAAUUAUUACACAUACCCUAAUUUUUGUCAUAUGCGUUCCUGUAGGGGAGAGUCUCUCCUUCUGGCUUCAGCCUCUCAGCUAAGCAACAUUUAGCAUUCCAUAUGCUAUGAAUCGAAUCUCCCAUAAUGCUCUACCACCUUCUGUCGGGCAGAGCAUCGUGGUACAUACCAUAUAGUGCACAGGAUCUUGAGUGGCUGGCGUACACUGCCAAAUUUGGUUUAACAUAGAAUUUCUAUUUUACAGUAGCAGUUUUGUGACUGAUGGAUUUAUUUCAGAUUAGGUUAGAUAUGGUCAAGUUCUGAGAAUUGUAAAGGAAAAGCAUUAAAAUUCACAAUGGUUGCACAUAUUUACACUACAAUAUUUAUUUUCAAAAGCAAGUGGAAUUUUAGAAAGCAAAAAUAAUAGUUUCAUAUUAUAUGGGUGAUGGCAAAAAAAGUGACAAAUAUUUUUUGGAAGAAAAUUAGGAGAUUUUACCACAGGCUGUUGCACCUGAUAUCUGUAAUAAUUUUCAUAGAAAUUUCUUUUUAUAGACUAUUAUUGAAACGGAGAAUAUAUUUCCUUUUUUUUUUUUUUUUUUUGUAUAUAGUUUAUUUGUGAAUAUGAUGUCAUUUUUAAAUACACAAGUGGGGUACACAGACUCAUGCCAAAGUAAUAGGAAGAUAUUUGAAAAUUGGUUUUGUUUUACCUCUGGAUAAAUAUUGCUUAUUGAAGAAUGCUUGUAAAAUAAUGCUCCCAUUUAAAUAUAGACAUAAAGUGUGAAAAAAGUCAGUGUUUGUGUUACUUUUAAGAAGUAAUCCACUUUACAGAACGUUUCAUUGUGCUAUGUAUGGCUGCUAACAUCUCCAUGAAAAUAUGAGCAAAAAGUAUCAUGUUUCCUGUGGAGAAGUUUGGUACAAAUUAUCAUUAUUAAAUAUGAACGAUUUUCAAAGAAA
Messenger RNA from Pelobates fuscus (common spadefoot toad), 2813 nucleotides. Its product is annotated as cdc42 effector protein 4-like. Gene Ontology annotation, biological process: positive regulation of pseudopodium assembly; positive regulation of actin filament polymerization; regulation of cell shape. The coding region runs from base 450 to 1364 and encodes 304 amino acids. Lineage: Eukaryota; Metazoa; Chordata; Amphibia; Anura; Pelobatidae. The record is from RefSeq and is a predicted model, not a curated record. Gene Ontology annotation, cellular component: cytoplasm; membrane. Gene Ontology annotation, molecular function: small GTPase binding. The transcript has 3 exons.